This is a messenger RNA of Hyaena hyaena (striped hyena), 3807 nucleotides long. It is a transcript of the gene SEMA6C, whose product is annotated as semaphorin 6C. The transcript is spliced from 20 exons. Gene Ontology annotation, biological process: semaphorin-plexin signaling pathway; positive regulation of cell migration; axon guidance. The record is from RefSeq and is a predicted model, not a curated record. NCBI's taxonomy places the organism in Eukaryota, Metazoa, Chordata, Mammalia, Carnivora, Hyaenidae. Gene Ontology annotation, molecular function: chemorepellent activity; semaphorin receptor binding. Bases 122 to 3013 code for a protein of 963 amino acids.
CCCGGAUCUCGGAGCAAGUCAGAGGUUUCCUAUCCCCCUCAACUCCCUACAGGAGUCACGACCCCAGGGCCGGCAUAUGGGUGAGGGGGCACCCCCUGGGGCCUGAGCUGCCCCGCACAGGAUGCCCCGUGCCCCCCACUUCAUGCCCCUACUGUUCCUGCUGCUGUGGUUCUCACUUCCCCAUACCCGGGCUGCCUUUCCCCAGGACCCCGUUCCUCUGCUGACCUCCGACCUGCAAGGGACUUCUCCAUCAUCUUGGUUCCGGGGCCUGGAGGAUGAUGCUGUGGUUGCAGAACUUGGGCUGGACUUUCAGAGAUUCCUGACCUUGAACCGGACCUUGCUAGUGGCUGCCCGGGAUCACGUUUUCUCCUUCGAUCUUCAAGCCCAGGAGGAAGGGGAGGGGCUGGUGCCCAACAAGUAUCUAACAUGGCGGAGCCAAGACAUGGAGAACUGUGCCGUGCGGGGAAAGCUGACGGACGAGUGCCACAACUAUAUCCGUGUCCUUGUUCCCUGGGACUCCCAGACGCUCCUUGCCUGUGGCACGAACUCAUUCAGCCCCGUGUGCCGCAGCUACCGGAUAACUUCGCUGCAGCAGGAGGGUGAAGAGCUGAGCGGGCAGGCUCGUUGCCCCUUUGAUGCCACCCAGUCCAACGUGGCCGUCUUUGCAGAGGGCAGCCUGUACUCGGCCACAGCUGCGGAUUUCCAGGCUAGUGAUGCUGUGGUUUACAGAAGCCUUGGGCCUCAGCCCCCACUCCGCUCGGCCAAGUACGACUCCAAGUGGCUGAGAGAGCCGCACUUUGUCCACGCCCUGGAGCACGGAGACCACGUCUAUUUCUUCUUCCGCGAGGUGUCCGUGGAGGACGCCCGGCUGGGAAGGGUGCAGUUCUCCCGGGUGGCCCGUGUGUGUAAACGCGACAUGGGCGGCUCGCCUCGGGCCCUGGACCGCCACUGGACAUCCUUCCUGAAGCUACGGCUCAACUGCUCCGUCCCCGGGGAUUCUACCUUCUAUUUUGAUGCCUUACAGGCCUUAACCGGGCCUGUGAACUUGCACGGACGCCCUGCUCUCUUUGGGGUCUUCACUACCCAGAUCAAUAGCAUCCCUGGCUCGGCAGUCUGUGCCUUCUACCUGGAUGACAUCGAGCACGGAUUUGAGGGCAAGUUCAAGGAGCAGAGGAGUCUCGAUGGGGCCUGGACGCCUGUGUCUGAAGACAGGGUCCCCUCCCCUAGGCCAGGAUCCUGUGCGGGGGUGGGUGUGGCUGCCCUGUUCCCCUCUUCCAGAGAUCUCCCUGACGAGGUCCUGACCUUCAUCAAGGCUCACCCAUUGCUGGACCCCGCCGUGCCACCCGCCACCCAUCAGCCUCUGCUCACCCUCACCAGCAGGGCCCUACUGACCCAGUUAGCGGUUGACGGUAGGGCCGGUCCCUACGGUAACGCUACAGUCCUGUUCCUGGGCGCCGAUGACGGGGUAGUGCUGAAGGUGCUGCCCCCAGGCGGGCUGUCCGGGGGCCCCGAGCCCAUCCUGUUGGAAGAGAUCAAUGCCUACAGCCCCUCCAGGUGCAGUGGGAAGCGGGCAGCCCGGACAGCACGGCGGGUCAUAGGGCUGGAGCUGGACACCGAGGGCCACAGGCUCUUUGUGGCUUUCUCCGGCUGUAUCAUCCACCUCCCUCUCAGUCGGUGUGCCCGGCACGGGGCCUGCCAGAGGAGCUGUCUGGCUUCUCGGGACCCGUACUGUGGCUGGCAUCGCUCCAGAGGCUGUGUGGAUAUCAGGGGGCCUGGUGGAGCUGAUGUGUUUCCAGCUGGGAGCCAGGACGCCUUGGAGCACAGUGACUGCCAAGAUGGAGCUACUGGGAGUCAGUCUGGCACAGGGGAUCCUGCUUAUGUGCUUCUGGGUCCUGGCCCUCCCCCUGAGACCCCCAGCCCCCCCAGUGAUGCCCACCCCCGGCCCCAGUCUUCCACUAUUGGAGCUCACACUCAGGGCGUGCGCCGGGACCUCCCCCCAGCCUCAGCCUCCCUCUCCGUCCCCAUCCCACUCCUCCUGGCCUGUGCUGCCGCAGCCUUCGCCCUGGGCGCCUCGGUCUCUGGCCUCCUGGUCUCCUGCGCGUGCCGCCGAGCCCACCGACGUCGGAGCAAGGACGUCGAGACUCCGGGGCUCCCGCGCCCUCUCUCCCUUCGCAGCUUGGCCCGGCUGCACGGUGCGGGCCCGGAGCCGCCGCCGUCCAAGGACGGGGACGGGGCGCAGACGCCCCAGCUCUACACCACCUUCCUGCCUCCCCCCGACGGCGUCGCCCCGCCGGAGCUGGCCUGCCUGCCCACGCCCGAGUCCACGCCCGAGCUGCCAGUCAAGCACCUCCGCCACGCCGGAGGCCCCUGGGAGUGGAACCACAACGGGAACAACGCCAAGGAGAGCCAGGGCCGCGUGCGGGGUGUCAACGCAGCGGGCGGCCCCGCGCCGCGCGUGCUGGUGAGGCCGCCGCCGCCCGGCUGUCCCGGACAGGCAGUGGAGGUCACCACCCUGGAGGAACUGCUACGCUACCUGCACGGCCCGCAGCCACCCCGGAAGGGGGCCGAGCCCCCGGCCGCCUUUACCUCGCGGGCGCUCCCGCCAGAGCCGGUCCCCGCGCCCACGCUUUUUGCGGGCUCCAGCGUCCUCCCGCGGGAGUGUGGGCCGCCGCUGAGGCUGGACGUGCCCCCCGAGGGCAAGUGCGCGGCCCCCUCCCCCCGGCCCGCGCUCUCCGCCCCCGCUCCGCGACUAGGAGUCGGGGGUGGCCGGAGAAUGCCCUUUCCCACGCACCGUGCGCCCCCCGCCUUGCUGACUCGGGUCCCCUCCGGGGGGCCCUCCAGGUACUGCGGGGGGCCCGGCAGACACCUCCUGUACCUGGGCCGGCCGGAGGGCUAUCGAGGCCGCGCCCUAAAGAGGGUGGACGUCGAGAAGCCCCAGUUGCCCCCCAAGCCGCCCCUUGUCGCGUCCCCCUCCCAGUCGGCGGUCCCCAACGGCAGCCAUUUUAACUUUUAAAGGGAGCCGCGCCGCGUCCUCGAAUUGGGCCCCUGAGGCCCGGGCGCACGAACGCGUCUCCAAGGACAGAACCCCUCCCUCUCUCCACGUUCCGCACCUCCAGCCUUUCUGGACUCUGAGAGUCUCCCGGGGUCCCAGCCCGCCUCGGGUUUAUUUAUUGUCUUUCCCCCUGUCCUCGAGAGAGGAGUGGGAGGGGAGAAGCUCGCCCCCUCUGUGAGCCAGCUUUUCGGGGGGGACCUGGCGCACUCCCACUCCCCCCUCCCUCAGCCAAGCUGCCUUAACUCGCCCCUUCGGGCUUCCUCCAUAGACUGGGCCGCGGGCGGGCCGCAGGACGGACGGACCGACGGGGCUGGGGCUGCGCGCGCGCUGUGUACAGAGUCCCCGGGCCUCCCGGGACGUGCCUCCUCCUACUGUGUAGGAGCCUCCGCUUCCCAAUACAGCUUCGUCCCCGAGCCGUGCCUGACUUUCCGAGCGGAGGGGGCGGGGUGGGAACCGGUCUGCUCGUGAGGCGCCUCUGUCCCCGGACCUCUGCCCUUACCUUGGCCUUGCACUCCCCCCAGUAAUUGGGACGGCUGCGGUCCCACCGGGGUUAAUCAGGAGAGGUUUCCUGAAGGAGGCAGGCUAAGAAAUGGUGUGUGCAGAUGAACACGGGCCCAGGAGACCCACGGCAGAGCUUAGGUGGGGUGGGGAGCGCACCCGAGCACCUUCCCGAUCGAGGACGCUUUCCUAGCUUGUUCCAUGGGGUAGGGGGAGGGUAUCUUUUGAGAAAUAAAAUGAAGCUGCAGCGCAAGUGA